GUGUGCCACCACCAUCACACAGAUAGACCAUUGUUCGCUCCCUCAGUGACUCGCUUGCUGUAUAGGAGCUUUCUCGGACGAAGAUACAUGGACUAGUCCAUCUCUGGGCUAUCGUAGUCUCCGAGAAAGCGUGAUCACCGUCCUUCGCCCACCGGUCCACUUUAUCCUCGAGAUGGUCCGAGCAUGCAUAUAGGCAACUAGGCUGUAGCCCUGUCCCCUGGGCUGCUUCCAUGGUACCUUCGCUGUCUUCUCUCCUCUCCUCAUGGCAGCUAAGCACUCGCGAUGGUCACCGGCGUAGCAAUGAGGACAUGGAUCCGGUGCCAUUGAAACAACGGACAUGGACGACGUGGAACUAUGUGGCCUACUGGAUCUCUGAUUCAAUCAAUCCCACGAUUUGGGAAAUCGCGAGCUCGAUGGUUGCAAUCGGACUAUCUUGGCAACAAGCGCUUCUUGCCAUCUCAGUCGGGCAUAUUCUUAUCGCGGUCGUAAUAUCGCUGAAUGGCACGAUGGGCGCGCAGCUACAUAUUCCAUUUCCGGAUGAGCAUUGCCAUGUUCUGGUUCGGAAUCGUUAGCUUCAACGGAUCCGAAUGCACGUUCCAGAUGGUCAAAGCGCUCUGGCCAUCGUUCGCGGACGUUCCAAACCAGCUUCCCGCUUCGGCGGGAAUUACAAGCGUCGGGAUGAUAAGCUACGUGCUCUUCUGGGCCAUCCAGUUCCCGUUUCUGCUCGUUUCGCCCCGCGACAUCCGCUAUUUCUUCGUCGUGAAGGCCGUGCUCGCGCCGGCCACGUGUCUGGGCAUGCUCAUUUGGGCGAUCAUGCGCGUGUCCCCCGCCACGAGCCUCGGGCCCGGGUCGAAGCUGCACGAGAACCACGCGCCGUUCUGGGUGUGGCUGAGUGCUAUGACCAGUGCGACGGGGGCCUGGUCGACGCUCGCGAUCAAUAUCCCGGAUUUCACACGAUACGCGGUGGAUGAGAGAGCUCAGUUUAUCCAGAUUCUGGUCAUUCCUAUGUUUAUGACCCUCGUUGGAUUCUGCGGGAUCGUUGUCGCAUCGACGACGGAUGUUCUGUAUGGCACAAUCAUCUGGGAUCCGUUACGCGUGAUUGACCGCUGGGACUCUCGUCCUGCGAAAUUCUUUGCUGCGUUCAGUUUCACUAUGGCUGUGCUCGGAACAAACAUCUCUGCAAACUCCCUGAGCGCGGCCAACGAUCUCACCGUGCUAUUUCCGAGAUACGUCAACAUCCGUCGCGGCCAGGUGAUCUGUGCGAUUGUGGGCUGUUGGGUCAUUUGUCCGUGGAAGAUCCUUGCCAGUGCGCCGGGAUUUCUCAACUUCAUUUCUGCAUACGCGGUCUUUUUGGCUCCCCUUGCCUCGAUAUUAGUCGUGGAUUACUGGAUCGUCCGUAAACGGCGGGUCGACCUGAUUGAAAUAUAUCUGCCCGAAGGUCGCUAUCGAUAUUGGCAUGGGAUUAAUUGGCGUGCGGCGCUCGCCUUUGUUGUUGGUCUUGGCCCCAACAUUCCUGGACUAGUCGCCACGCUCGAUCCGACCAUCAUUGUGGGGCGGCCCCUGCUCAAGGUGUACGAUGUGGCGUGGUUGUAUGGGAUCAUCGACAACGCACUGCGAGGCUCACAGCCCGACUUUUUAGACCUCGCCAACCUCUGGCAUGAAGUCCCGGAACUGAUUCCAUUCGUCGUCCUUGAGGUCUUUUUUCACUAUCUCGACGAGCAGACGGUCGAAUCCAUCCUCGCCCCCGCGCCGACCACGGCCCACGCGAAACUACUCCGCCCAUCAGUCGGAGCAGCAGCUGCGCGCCCAGACGUCGCUCAUGGCGCUCUGCAGAGCCGGGGAAGUGAUCGGGCUGGGGGCGCGUAA
Molecule: messenger RNA, 1866 nt
Organism: Mycena citricolor
Lineage: Eukaryota; Fungi; Basidiomycota; Agaricomycetes; Agaricales; Mycenaceae
Source: the annotation of a GenBank genome assembly